Messenger RNA from Pollicipes pollicipes, 3384 nucleotides. RefSeq names its product fasciclin-2. Gene Ontology annotation, cellular component: neuron projection; membrane. Gene Ontology annotation, biological process: cell adhesion. The coding region runs from base 167 to 2662 and encodes 831 amino acids. The transcript has 19 exons. The record is from RefSeq and is a predicted model, not a curated record. NCBI's taxonomy places the organism in Eukaryota, Metazoa, Arthropoda, Thecostraca, Pollicipedomorpha, Pollicipedidae. Gene Ontology annotation, molecular function: protein binding.
UUGGCGCGCAGUGUUUGUGUUUGGCGUUGGAGUGUGGGUGCUCGGGUGCGAGGUGCUGGUGGCUGAUCGGGAAAUUGACAUCGCAAAAUCUUUUUUGGUAUUCAAUUGUGAGAAAGAAGACAUUCAUGUUCUAGUCAUUGCGAGAGAAAGCAUCCGGCGUCCCAACAUGCACGUGAACGUAGUUUGCGUUCUGCUGUUUGUUUUGACAGUGUCGCUGGCCCAGGAGGCGCCGCACCUCACCGUCCUGCCGACGGGGAGCGUGAUCCGCCGCGACCUCGGCACCACCGGCUUCUUCACCUGCCGCGUCAGCCAGCAGCACGAGCAGCUGGUCGACGACGUGGUCUGGCUGGACCCGCGCGGCCAGGAGGUGCCUGACGAGCGGCAGAAUCGCCCUGGAGCCCAGCCUCCCAGGCUGUACUCGAGCGACGCAUCGUCUGGAAAGGGCAGGGAGCUGUUCGUCUCUAACAUCACGGAGAAUGACUCCGGGAACUACACCUGCAAGGCUCGCUACGGCACCAACCAGGAGAUUACCAAGACCUUCGCCCUCCUCGUCUACAUGAGCAUCCGAUGGGAGGACGCGCCGCAGCGGCAGAACCCGGUGAUGGGCAGCCGAGCCCUGAUCCGGUGCGUGGCGCGCGCCAGCCCGCCGGCCAUCGUCGAGUGGUUCCGCGGCUCCCAACUCAUCUCCGGAGGCGGCAGGUACACCACGCAGGAUGACGGCCUGGUGAUCGAGAACAUCACGUCCGAGGACGACGGCGUGUACCUGUGCCGUGCCAAGGUGCCUGCCGAGGGCGAGCUGGAUGAGCGCCGCAUCACCGUCGAGGUGCACUCCCGGCCGGAGAUCACGGAGCCGAAGCCGGGCACCGUGGUCGAGGUGGUGGAGGACGAGGCCGGCAGCAUCCGCUGCCUCGCCUCGGGCAAGCCGACGCCGACACGCUCGUGGCUGGCGCCCGACGGCGCCGACGCCGACCUGACCGACGGUCUGACGGUGGACCGACGCGACGGCACGCUGACGUUCCAGCCGGCGCGCCGCCAGAUGGCCGGCCGCUACCGCUGCCUCGCCGCCAACCACGUGGACACGGUCGAGACGUCCGUCGAGGUGGUGGUCAUCGUCAAGCCCGAGGUGGUCAGGUACGAGAACGUGACGUCGAGCGAGGGCGAGUCGGCGGUGCUCGAGUGCCGCGCCGACGGCUCGCCGCUGCCGGCCGUCUCGUUCCGCCGUGUCGGCUCCGACAUGCGAUACGAGGAGGCGCAGUUCUCCGGCGACGACCGCGCCACCGUCCAGCAGCGCGAGGAGGGCGGACUGAAGGUGGGCGUGCUGACCAUCCGCGACCUGACGCGCGACGACGACGGCCUGUACGAGUGCGUGGCGACCAACCAGGGCGGCCACCAGGCGACGGCGCCAGGCCUGCUGACCGUGCAGUACUCGCCGCGGCUGAGCGGGCCGCCGGAGCGCGAGGUGUUCACCUGGGCCGGUCGCGCGGCCAACCUCUCGUGCAGCGCGCAGGCCGUGCCAAACGCCACCGUCCGCUGGCGGCCCGCCGGCGGCCGGCCGGUGGACGACCCGCAGCUGGAGCAGAUCGGCGACGGGCCCGAGUCCGUGCUCAGGGUGACCCCGACCGACGCCAGCUUCUACGGCGUGUACACGUGCACGGCCUCCAAUCCGCUGGGCUCCGACUCGCUGGACAUCACGCUGCACGAAGCCACGGCGCCCGGCCCGCUCAGCAACGUCGUGUUCGAGGAGGUGACCGCCACGUCUGUGGAGUUCGCGCUGGUGCCGCCCGCCAGCAACGGCGGCCUGCCGGUCACGUCCUACGCCGUGGAGCACGUGCAGCGGGGCCAGCCGUGGGAGGUCGCCCAGCGCCGAGAAUGGCCCGCCGAACAGCACUUCCUGCUGGAGGACCUGACGCCCCAGCAGACGUACCAGUUCAGGUUCGCCGCCAAGAACGAGGUCGGUCUGGGCCCGUGGUCGGCAGAGGCGGAGCGGAUGAUGCCGAAUAUCGCCGCGCCGCAGCCGCCUGAGAUCCUGAUGGCGGAGGAGAUGGCGUCACCGCCCGGCGACGGCACCGACCACGUGGUGCUCUCCGAGCGGCCCGACUCGUACGAGCUGCACUGGCACGCGGGCGCUGACAACGGCGCCAAGAUUGACAACUACCAGGUCUCCUACUACAAGGUGAUCAACAACAAGAACAUAUGGCGGGUGGUGUCGGAGAAGCUGACGUCAGUGCCCGAGAGCUACUACCGGGUGGAGCUGCGCGCCCACAACCACAUCGGCUUCGGCGACCCGGCGCAGCUGAUUGUCUUCACGGCGCCAGGUAAACACCCCUCGUCAGGUGGCGCGCAGGCGGCGGCGCCUCCGCCGUCGCUGGCCUCCAGUCUGGUGAUUGGCGUGGUCGCCGCUGUGCUGCUGGUGCUGCUGGUGCUCAUCGACCUGACCUGCUACGCGGUCAACAACCGCGGCAUCACGCACAUGCUCUGCUCGAAGGCACGCGGCACCUCCGGCUCGGCGAAACUCAACGAGGAGGCGGCCAGCGAGAAGGAGCCGCUCCAGGAGAACGGCAACGGCACCAAGAACACGCCCGAGUCCAACGGCGAGAGGGAUGUUCCCGAGGUGACCAUUGACAAGGCGCAGCUGGAGGCUGCUAAGGACUCGGCCGUCUAGGGCGGCGCGCGCCAACGGCGCCACGCGCCGGCCGGUCGCUCGAUGACGUCAGAGCCGCGUGGUGACGUCAUCAGCAGGGCCGGGCCGGCAGAGCUCCAGGCCGGCGCCGGGCGGGACGCCCUCUGUCCGCCACGGCGGCAACCGGCGCUACCGGCUACGUUCAGCCGUUUAGAUAUGUGUUUACCGUUCACCUUUCCAUCGUCUGUAAGGCAUUGACAGAAGUUCUACUUUAGUUCACGUCGCUGUGCGCAAUCUCGCCGCGACCGGGGUCUCGCCCCGCGGCGUGCUGGCCAAUCGCGGCGCGGCGCCCGGCGGACGCUUGUGAUUGGCCGCCGGCCGGACCGUGCGCUUUCCGUGGCGCCAGCGUGAGUGGCUGAGCGCUUCGAGUGGACCUUUUGUACGCCCGUGUUUUCCAGUAUGUGUUGCGAGCCUUGAUUGUGCCCGGGGGGCGGCGUCGUCCCCGGUCGCCGCCUAGUCCGCAGGAGCCGGGCCAGUUGCAGCGCCAAUAAACUGUUCCCAGAGCCCGUCGACGCUCGUGCGCGCCUAUCGUUCUUGUCCGCGGGAGAGGGGGCGGGGUUGCGGCGUGUGCGUGUGUGUGUGUGUGGGAGAAGGGCGGGGGAGGGGCACUAGCGCGGCGCGCCGUGCGCUGUGCGAGGCGGGAAUCGAGAGAUAACAGGGGAGUCUCGUGUUGGGAGGCUGGGGUUAGGCGGAGAGGAGGCAGA